AUGGCACACCUCACUCCAGCAUCGAUCUUGGCCUCAAUGAACAAUGGGACGGACAUGCUUAACUACCAGAGUCACGAUGGCAUGAGUCCGUUCGAAGAUUCAGAUUCAGAGUCGAAUCACUCCGGCUCGAGCUCGUCCUCGCUCUCGCUUAACAGCUUGGACGGGUCCGCAGGGCCUGCGAUGCACAAUGGCCAGCCGAUCACCUACCAUUACUUCUGCAACUUCCCGACCUGCGAUUACCAUAGCGCUCGAUCUGAUCCUGUCAAGCGGCACCGCGACACGCACUAUCCGGACUACAAGCCAUACAUUUGCAACUACUGCCAAGCGAGCUCUGCACGCCGCGACUCGACCCGAGAGCACUGUCAGAAGCAGCACAAUGAUGGCACCGAGGAUGCGUUCCGUCUCGAUACCACCGUUCCUAAACCCGAGGGCUGGAUCGCGUACGAGCCCAAGCGUGCGCCCUGGCCACCAGUUAUGGUAUCAGACGCAUCCCCUUCCAUUCAUUUGGGCUAUUAG
This is a messenger RNA of Gamsiella multidivaricata, 516 nucleotides long. RefSeq lists its product as uncharacterized. Bases 1 to 516 code for a protein of 171 amino acids. NCBI's taxonomy places the organism in Eukaryota, Fungi, Mortierellomycota, Mortierellomycetes, Mortierellales, Mortierellaceae. The record is from RefSeq and is a predicted model, not a curated record. The transcript has 2 exons.